UAUUACGAUUCUCUACCCCUAAGGUGAACGUACGGUGACUGUCUAUCUUCUGCUCUCUCCCUCACUCCCCCUCUAUCCAGUCUCCACGGCGGCGAACCAAGGGCUUUGGCUUACAUGGCACCGAAGCGUCCGGCUCCAGCCGACAAGCAGCCGCCACCGGCCGUCUCCACCGACGAGGAGUCCUCUGAGUCCGCAGGGUCCGAGGAGGAAGAAGAAGAAGAAGAUGACGAGUCUUACGACUCCGACGAGCCAAGGGGGUUCCAACAGAAGGCUCCACAACCCAAACCCUCCUCUGCUCCACCGCCGCGUGCUCAGACUAAGCCCCAGAAGCCCGUUUCUUCUUCCGAGCCCGAGUCGGAGUCCGAGUCCGACGAGUCGAAGGGGAACCUGGCUGAAAGCGAUUCGGAGUCCGACUGCGAUGUCACGCAUGUGGCUGCAGCGAAGCCCGUGGAGGGCGAGGGGACCCCAAAGUCCAAGAAACUGAUCCUGAAGCGACCAGCAGCAGAGGAUGCUGCUACGACCCAUUCGAAGAAGUCUAAUGCCGCCUCUCGGAGCAGCCGCAACCCAGGGGAGGAGGGAUCCUCGAAGAAGACGCCCUUCCAGCGGGUUUGGAGCGAUGAAGACGAGAUAGCCUUCCUCGAGGGCAUGAUCGAGUUCUGGGAGAAGAGGGGCGUCGAUCCUAAGUUAGAUAUCAACAGCUUUCAUGAGUUCAUCAAGGGUAGGCUCCACCUGGCCGUUGUUCCGGCACAACUGGCCAAUAAGAUUAGGACUUGCAAGAGGAAAUUCAAGAAUAACCAGGCGAGGGCGAUGAAUGGGAAGGGCGUGAGGCCCAAUGACCGGAGGGCUUACGAGCUCUCCAGGAGGCUCUGGGACUCGGAGGAGGGGAUUAUCGGAGAGAACUCCGUCCCCAAGGCCACCAAGAAGAGGAAGACCUCCACUGCUACUGUUGUCCCGAUGAAGGUUAAAGGCAAGGACAAGAUGGCCGAGACCUGGCACAAUGAUGCCAGCCCAAUGUCCCUCUGCGAGGCUGAGCUGUCUCGUAUUUUGGACGGCCAUCUCAAUGGUAGUUCCUUGAGAAGAGGGCUGGAGCAUAUGAGCGAUUCAAGGAAGGAGAAGAUGGAGGAGGAGUGGGAGAAGCUGCAAUUGGCUGAGCUGCAGGUUCAAGCGAAUCGGGCUCUGAUGAUUCACGAACAUGCAAACUUGAUUAUAAAUGCGUACAAGAAAUAGGAAAAGUGGUACUGUUCGAGUUGGGUAGUAGAUUUUGCUUGGUAGGUUUACUCCGUGCCUCUCACUAUUGGGUAUUUACAUCCUCAAUUUAUAUGAACCACGGGAUUAGUGUCGUCUAUCUGGUGCUAAUGAUCUUAUCGUUUAACUUUUGGAUGUUUGGUUGGGAAAUGUUAUAUAUUGACAUGUCCAGUUUUCGGUUGAAAUGUUAAUUGACUAGCCUUUUUGAUCUGCUUA
This is a messenger RNA of Punica granatum (pomegranate), 1461 nucleotides long. The record is from RefSeq and is a predicted model, not a curated record. Lineage: Eukaryota; Viridiplantae; Streptophyta; Magnoliopsida; Myrtales; Lythraceae.